UUGCCGCCUCUUUCCACUGAUGCUACGCGGUGACGUUCAUUGACUAUCUAAUCUGCAGAGGAAACUGAGCGAGUCGUAGGCUUCCUAACCGAGUCCUCUGCAGUUGCCGCUGCAAUGCCCCAGCCAGCAGCAGCAGUUCGUGAGAAAGGGGGAGUGUGAGCCGCACGGAGCGGUGCAGAGCAAUGGAAUCUUUUUUUGAACAAUGCAUAAGAAAAUUUCUAUCGUUUUUUCCAAUGGAAUGAUUUCAGCAGAGCGGCGGUAGGAAAUACAUUUGUGGAUUAUCACUUGGCGUGGAUUGAGGAAGACGCGAAUUUUGGAAAUAGUUUGAAUACAAGCUGCGAAGUCAGUCGCCUGGACUGCAGGACGGCGGGAUGAAGGUCUUACCAACACAAGCAGCUGCAUCUCAGAGGACGCUACGCAAUGUCGAUUUGUUUCUGUCUGCAUCGAACUGACGUCUUGAUGAAUGGUAACGCCUGUGUUCCCUUACCUGGAUGACUGACACCAUACAUAGAGCGUCCUGUGUGUUUUACAGAAGAUGAAUUUAUCCUGCUUGAAAAUGGGGAGUGAGAUACUACCCACCCUGGAGCAUUUCAUGCUAAGCCCCCUUGUCACUUGGGUGAAGACAUUUGGGUACAUAGGUGAGAAGGAUGGCAGUGCCCUCACUGACUACACCGAGUUAGUGGAUGGGUACCACCUGAACCAAAUUAUGGGGGAAAUAGACUCCAAAGUUGCCAGUCCGAGGGUGAAGAAAGCGGACGGUGAGCCGGGUCAGAGGAUCCAGAACCUCCAGCUGCUGGUCCAGUACAUCAAGACCUACUACCAGGACACGCUGCAGGAGCUGAUCAUGAUGCCUCUCCCCAAUGCGCUGGUGCUGGGGAAAAACCCGUUCUGCGAGCAAAGCGUGGAGGAAAUGAAAAAGCUGCUGCUUCUGCUGCUUGGGUGUGCUGUCCAGUGUGAUCGGAAGGAGGAGUACAUCGAGAAGAUCCAGACGCUGGACUUUGGCACCAAGGCAGCCAUCGCCUCCCACAUACAAGAGGUGACGGACAGCCAGGACAGCGUGUUUGACCUUCACUGGCUGGAGGUGGCCGACCUUUGCCCCGAGGAGCUGGACGCCCUCUCCAGGAACAUGGCCGUGCACCUACGCAGGCUGGUGGACCAGCGGGACCAACAGCUAGAGACCAUCAUGGAGCUCCUGCAGGAGAGGGAGAGCGGUGGGCAGAUGACCCCCAGCAGGACGCCCUCUCCUGGUGACCCGCUGGGCCUGCACCUGCCCGCCUCCCAGCAGCACCUGGCCGUGGAGCUGGCCGACACCAAGGCCAAGAUACGACGCCUGCGACAGGAGCUGGAAGAGAAGAGUGAGCAGUUGCUGGACUGCAGGCAGGAGUUGGAGGGCAUGGAGUCCGAACUGAAGAGAGUACAACAGGAGAACAUGCAGCUGCUGACGGACGCGCGGGCGGCCAGGACGUACCGGGACGAGCUGGACGCCCUGAGGGAGAAGGCCCUGAGGGCCGACAAGCUGGAGAGCGAGGUGGCCCGCUACCGAGACCGCCUGCACAACCUGGAGUUCUACAAGGCCAAAGUGGAGGAGCUGAAGGAGGACAACCAGGUGCUGCUGGAGACCAAGGCCAUGCUGGAGGAGCAGAUCGAGGGCUCCAGGCAGCGCUCAGACAAACUGCACCAACUGGAGAAACACAACCUCACACUACAGGCCAAGAUACAUGACAUGGAGGAGGAGCGUGCGUCUGAGCGGCGCCGCAUGGAGGAGGUGCUGGAGGAGAACCUGUACCUGGAGCUGGCCCAGCGCAGGAGCAUGGAGGAGUCCCAGCAGCUAGGCUGGCAGCUGGAGCAGCUCAGCCGCUCCGCAGAGGGGCCCGAGGGGACAGUGCUGAAGACCCUGAACGAGGAGGUGGCUGAGAGGGCCUGCAGUCGCCUGCUGAGGCUGGAGAGGGAGAACCAGGCCCUGAGGAGAACCGUCGAGGAACUUAGGGGAACCAGGGAACCCUCAGAAGAGCACAAGAGAGACUACUCACACAAGGUGAGGCUGCUGAUGGAGGAGAAUGAGAUCCUCAACAGGAGCAUCUCCUCCCUCAACCAGAUGGACGCGGACGGCAGCAUCAGCACCAACGAUGAUGACAUCACCAAGUCUCCACCAAUAGACAACAGCAACUCAAACUCGGACGCCUGUUGUGACCCUCCGGACAACAGGAGGCUGGCCGAGCAAGAGGAGCUGGAGCAGGCUGAGAGGUCACAGACGAUGUGCGAGAUGAAGGAGAUGGAGGAGCAAAGAGAUGAUGGUGGUGAUGUGGAGGAGAAGGAGGAGCAGGAGAGGAGAAACCAGCAGGAGAAAGGAGACCCGUCCAAGCUGGAGGUGGAGGAGGAGGAGAAAGAGAAGGAUGAGGAGGACAAGGAGAAGGAUGAAUGUGAGAGGAGAGGAUCUCCAGCGUUGAUGUCGAAGUCGAAAAGCCGAGAUGGUACCACCACCACCACCACAGCUGCUGCUGGUGACAGCCAGGACUCGUCCCCCUUCAGGCCCCGCUCCGAGGCCAGUCCGCUGGGCCAAAGCCCAUCCAUCUCCCCUGCCCGCUUCUCCACCACCCCUUCCUCCAGGUUUGGGCUCCGACGACCCAACGCUAGCUCCAUGGCCUCCCCAUCCUCCAUCUCCUCCUCUUCUUCUUCCACUGUCUGCUGUGCGGCACGGGACUCGGAGAACCGUCGUCUGGCCUCGGCGCUGGACAACUCGGCCCGACGCCUGCGUCGCCUGGAGGGAGAGCUGGGCGAGCUGGAGACGGAGAACCACACUCUGCAGCGCACCCUGGAGGAGCUGAGGCUCACUGCGCGCCGCGUGGAGAGGCUGGAGGCUGACAGCAGGGCGCUGGAGCAGGAGGCGUCGCAGCUGGAGCGCGAUAAGGGCCGGCUGGAGAAGGAGAACCGGCGCCUGCGGCAGCGGGCCGAGGUGCAGGAGGCCUCCCUGGACGCCAGUGUGCUGUGCCAGGCCUCGCUGGAGAAGGAGAACCGGGCCCUGGCCAAGGAGCUGGAGGCCCAGCGGGAGGCCGGAGCGCGGGUCAAGGAGCUGGAAGGGGAGGCCCGGGAGAUGCUGCAGCAGAGCGCCAUCCACCAGAGGACCCUCAGCACCCUACGGGAGGAGCUGGUGAGCGAGAAGCUGAGGUGCCAACAGAGGGAUAAUGAGGUGAAGAGACUCACACAGGACAUUGAGAGGAUGGGCUUCAAGCAAGAGCAAGAGCAGCAGCAGCCUCUGACUGCUGAGCAGCAGGAGGCUAAUGACAGUCGCUAUAAGCAGUUGGAGGCUGAGCUGGAGUCGUCCCUGAAGAGGUGUGUGGAGAUUAAGGAUGAGAAGAUGGCCACUCUGGAGGCCCGCCUGCAGCAGUCCUCCACCCUCAACCAGCAGCUGCGGCAGGAGCUACGCACUGUGAAGGUGAGCUACGAGGCCCUGCUGCAGAGGCAGGAGGAGCUGCACGAGGGGCCCCCAGGGGAACCCGGAUCCGGAUGUGGCCCGGGCCCGGGCCAGAGGGAGCGGGAGUGGGAGCAGGAGAGCGCGGUGAGGGAGGUGCAGAGGGAGUGGCAGAGGGAGAGCCAGGAGGCUACGCGGGAGCUGCUGCGCCUCAAGGACCGCCUCAUCGAGGUGGAGAGGAACAAUGCCACCCUCCAGGCGGAGCGGCAGGCUCUGCAGACCCAGCUGCAGCAGCUGCAGUCGCAGACGGACGGCCUGCGUGCCCAGGUGCUGGCCCUGCAGCGCCAGACGGCCUCCCUGCAGGAGAGCAACACCACGCUGCAGACGCAGAACGCACAGCUGCAGGUGGAGAAGUCCACCCUGAACUCCCAGAGCGCCGCCCUGCUGGCGGAGAAUGCGCAGCUGCAGCGGGGCCAGUGCAGUGCGGAGAGCGAGCGCGACGGGGCCGUGAGGGACCGCGAGGACCUGCGCACCGUCAACGAGCUGCUACUCAGGGACCACGAUCGGCUGGCCGCCCUGCACGAGAGACAGGCGGCUGAGUACGAGUCUCUGAUUGGACGACACGGGGGACUCAGGACCCAGCACCGCAGCCUAGAGCUGGAACAUCACGCACUGGAGGACAGGUACAACACGCUGCUGCAGCAGAAGUCCCAUCUGGAGGUGAUGGAGAAGGCUCUGAGGGAGGAGCAGCAGCAGCUGCAGCAGGAGAGGGAGACGCUCAGGAGCACCACCUCAGAGUGCCAACGACUCCGGGACGAGAAGGACUGGCUGAAUCAGACGUACCAGAAGCUGCUGUGUGAUCACGAGGAGCUGCAGGGCGAGCACAAGGGCCUGAAGAGCCAGCUGAACGCGGCCCGGCUGGAGCAGACGCGCCUGGAGACCGAGCUCACCAAGCUGCGCGAGCAGCACCAGCAGCUCGACAUCACCUCCACCAAGCUCACCAACCAGUGCGAGCUGCUGACCCAACUGAAGAAGAACCUGGAGGAGGAGAACCGUCACCUGCUGGACCAGAUCCAGACGCUGAUGCUGCAGAACCGCACGCUGCUGGAGCAGACCAUGGAGAGCAAGGACCUCUUCCACGUGGAGCAGAGGCAGUACAUAGACAAACUGAAUGAACUGAGGAGACAGAAAGAGAAGCUGGAGGAGAAGAUCAUGGACCAGUACAAGUUCUACGAUCCCUCACCACCCAGGAGGCGAGGCAACUGGAUCACGCUGAAGAUGAGGAAGCUGAUCAAGUCUCGUAGCCGAGAACGAGAGCAUGAUCGCGACCGUGAUCGAGACCGAGAUCGUGAUCGGGAGCAUGAGCGCGGCCGCACGGGCGCCGCCCUGACCGCCAUGCGCUCUGAGUCGUGCGAGGGCCUGCCCUGCCACGACAACGGCUCCUUCGUGAGCUCGCAGGGCUCGGCCGAGUCGGGCGCCAACUCCCUGGACGACAGCCUCUCGCCCAAGCGCAGCAGCAGUGAGUAUGACCUCUCGAGCCGUCCAAUCUGGUGCAAGAGCCGUCAGUGUCAUCAGAGCAGCUAUCCAAUCGAGUACAAGAGCCAUCAUGAGGGACAGGCCAGCUAUCCAAUCGAGUACAAGAGCCAUCGUGAGGGACAGGCCAGCUAUCCAAUCGAGUACAAGAGCCACCAUGAGGGACAGGCCAGUUAUCCAACCCCGAACCACAUCAGGCCCCAAACACCUCCUCUGAUUGGUGGACAGGGAGAGAGUAACUGUCCGACAACUCCAACAGUCGUCCGCCACAGGCCGCCACACAUACCUACUACACCGCUAACAGGUGGAAAGGCAGCCGUGGGUGGGGCGACGCUAGACUUAAUAAUUGCCCGCCCACCCCUUCCUCCGAGAUCAGACAGGCAGACAGACAGGAGAGAGCCCAAUCACGUAGGACAGCCCCAGUCACAGGGGCUAAUCGAAGAGGGCGACAGAACUGUGCGAGUUAACCCUCUCCAUGCCAUAUUGGACAGAAUUGCAGCGCAUCCCAUGAAUGACUUGCUGCACAUGUGCGGAGGGGAGCAUGGGGGAGGCUACUUGCCGACCGGGUUUGAGUUGAUGGGGGAAGCGGAGGAGAGGAGCGGAGAGACAGAAACAGAAGAGGAGGAGGAGGAGGAGGAGGAAAGAGAGUCAUUCAUGUUUCAUUCCUUCAUCCUGCCAUCCAUCAUUCCAUCCAUCCCUGCAUCCCACAACCACCCAUUUACCCCAGAACAGAAAGAGCAACAGACAGCCCCCAAAGGUAAGGAUUACCCUGAAGAUGUGGCCAGGUCCAGCCAAGGCAGCAACGAUGAACGCCACAGUCAGGUUGGCGUGAACGGUGCCCAGAGUGAGAGCAGUGGCGAGUUCAGCCUGGAGGCUGGCGAGGGGGGCUGGUCCAGCAGCAGCAGCCCCGUACAGGUGCCCACCUCACGACGCGGCAGUGACUGCUCCUCCGUGCCACCCGCCUGCACCUCCACCCCACUACAGGUCCCCGCUCCCCCCAAACCCCCGCGCGAGAGCGCAGCCAUAGCCACCAUGACCACCGCCGUGCCCACGACCGCCGCCCUGGAGUCCUCCUCCUACGCCUCGGGCAGGGGCGUGUGGCGCUCCACGAGCGGGCGGGCCACGGGGCCCCGGGGGGUGCUGAGCCAGACCCAGAACCAGACCUUCCGCACGGUGGCCAUCGUGGUGGACAGCGGUGGCGGCGGCGGCGGCAGUAGACGGGGGUCCGCGUCCGCCAGCCCUGCGGAGCUCCAGGUCCAGUCGUCUGACAAGUCGUCGGGUGCGGCCGGCUGCCUGGACUGCUUCUCGGCGCCCCUGAGGAGGGAGGUGAGCAGCCUGAGCCACAGCCAAGGGGACCAGGAGGAGGAGCAGCAGGAGGAGGAGGAGGCCCAGCAGGGCGGCAGGGGAUACUACUCCGGGGUCACCCGGGGUCAGGCUCAAGGUCACGGUCCAGGUCAAGGUCAAGGUCAAAGCCGGGUGGCGAGGGCCUUCUCCACGCUACCGCGCGCCAGCAACGUCAUCUCCACCUCGGAGGGCACCAGCCGCCGCGCCAGCUUCCACAGCAUGAUGUCGGGCAAGUCGGGCGCCGCGUCACCCAGCAAGACCACCCACCCGGCAGCCGGCAGGGGUGGGGACGCAGGGGCCCACAACAACCCCCCGACCAAUGCUGGAACCCUGACGGCCAUCAUAACCACCACCAUGACCACCACCGGCAACAAUAGCAAUCCUGUGCAGGACGGGCAAGGUGGACAGACUGUUGGUGGACCAGCAGGGGGCAGCAGCAACAACAACCAGGCGGAUUCUCCAGAUGGUCCCGUCUGUUCCUCUACCCUGCUUCCGGAGCCCUACUUGGAGCCCCCCCUCUUUGGCGCUCCCUUCACCCUGGACUCGGUCUUCACCAACACCAUCUUCAGCGAGCCGACCUGUGGUGGAGGAUCGCCCUCCAAGAGCCAUACCUCCACCUUCUUCUGCCUCAACCCCAGCUUGGUGCACAACAUCAGCGGCCCGCCGCCACUCUCUUCCCACCUCCAUCUCCAGGAGGAGGAGGAGGAGGAGAUGGAGGAAGAGGAGGAGGAGGUGUCAGAGCUAGCGGACCUCCGCAAAGGAGAUCAGGAAGAGGAGGAGAACCUGGAGGGUCAGGGUCCCCAGGACUGCUCCACCAGCGAGGACUACAUGACGGUCACAGAGAAGUCGGCAUCUCUGGCCCCGGACAAUAAGCACUCCCUGCUGGCGUAGUAAGGGGAGUUUUAGGGGUUCAUCUGGUUGAAUUUAAAGGCGUGUGUACAGUGAUCAGAACAAGGACAAGGUCAGUGAGCACUACAAGACCAGCCACAGAGAAGUCAGCAUCUCUGGCCCCCCGGACAAUGAGCACUUCCUGAUGGUGUGGCAAGCUAGGUUUAAUGUAGCCCCUUAGCGCACGCCAUUCCACCAGUAAAACACUGUAAUAGUCACUGAAAAAAACUUAACUACCAUAGUACUACACCACUAUGACAGUGCACAGGGCCUUUAGGAAUACAUUACGACUUGGUCAGUGCCAUUCUGGUAGCAGCUAAUUUAUAACAGGGGCCGUGUCUUCCUGGGAUUGUGGUGCACUGUGUAGGAUUGUGGUCAGAGUAGGUAUUUAUAAACAUUCCCCGAUGGUAUAGCAGGAAGUAAAGAUGUACAGGAAGUAUAGGAAGCAGGAAGUAAAGAAGGUGAAUCUAACAAGGAGCGACACUCAAUACAACGUCCAUUGCAACAUUCGGCCCCAUGAUUUUCGGCCGAAUAAUAUGGUAAAACUACAUCGAUAUAACUAUCGGAAAUUCUUCAGUUAUGAAUGCUUAUACAAUCUCAUGUGUUUUUUCAGCACAAUCUAUGCAGAACUUAAUUAUUUAUGAGGCUAAAGUUGCCAAAGUAGCUAGCCAU
Engraulis encrasicolus (European anchovy) is the source of this 7846-nucleotide messenger RNA. Its product is annotated as girdin-like. Bases 536 to 7177 code for a protein of 2213 amino acids. The record is from RefSeq and is a predicted model, not a curated record. Gene Ontology annotation, molecular function: dynein light intermediate chain binding; microtubule binding. Gene Ontology annotation, cellular component: centrosome; cytoplasm. Lineage: Eukaryota; Metazoa; Chordata; Actinopteri; Clupeiformes; Engraulidae. Gene Ontology annotation, biological process: cytoskeleton-dependent intracellular transport; cytoplasmic microtubule organization. The transcript has 31 exons.